This is a messenger RNA of Rotaria sp. Silwood2, 399 nucleotides long. NCBI's taxonomy places the organism in Eukaryota, Metazoa, Rotifera, Eurotatoria, Philodinida, Philodinidae. The record is from the annotation of a GenBank genome assembly.
AUGACAUCAUAUAGAGAAAUAAGGAAUGAAGAUAUAUCAUCUGAUGAAGAAGAUAGUGAUGCGACAAAAACAUCAAAUCAUGAGUCUUAUGACAAUGAUGAUAACAAUGAAAGUCAAACACAAAAAUGUAAAAUACAUCUAGAAAUUCGAAAACUAUCGAUAGAAUCUAUUCUUAAACGUAAAGCUCGUCGUCAUGAAUAUAUCCAAUAUAUUGUUCAAUAUCCAAAAAUAAUGAAAUAUCUUAUGAAUGAUGAUCCCAAUAGCAUAUAUGUUCCUCUUCGUCAUCUUGAACCAUUUAUUAAAGAACAUGUGAAUAAAAAACCUAAUGGUCGCAUCUAUGAUAAAGUUAAUGAUCAAAUUCAAGAUAUCCGACGUAAAUAUCUAAAACAUUGUAAAUGA